GCCACGCCGUACAUGGAUAGCUCUGAGACCUCGAAAAUCUAGAUCUCAUCACAUGACCCAAUCAACCUAUCACGAUCCAACAACCACAACAACAUCACCUCAAUCUGACGACGAAGUUGAGACACAGCAAUCAGCAUACAAUGUCCCCCUCCAAUCUCCUCUAAGCUAUUCGAUUCAUCAAUGAAUCAUACCAACCUAUCAAACUUUUCCCAUCUCAAACAAUCACAGCGAGAAUGAGUCUUAUCACAUGUUUCACAUAGCAUAAUCUCUAUCCAGAAGAUGAAACCACACUCUGGGUGAGCCUUGGCGAGAGAUUUGAAGCAGUGCUCAAUUUAAGCAUGAUUUGAUACAUGCCAUCAUGUGCCAUCAGAUCUUCGGACAUUGUAGACCUGAUGUUCUGAUGGAAUUAUAUUUGUAUUUUUGCCGAUGUUCCGAAUUGGAAAGAUGGGUUGAAACAGAGGAGGAAGAGAAAGAGGGUCUGACAACAAGAAAGUUCACGAACGGGAUCCUUGGAAUGAAGGCAGUGCGACUACUGCUCCAAACUAUCUCUACCUCACCUCACCUCAAUUUACCUCAUUCGCCCUACCAUGACUUGUGCGCAAAUCCCUUGGCCGAUUUCAGAACCGUCUGA
This is a messenger RNA of Botrytis deweyae, 631 nucleotides long. RefSeq lists its product as uncharacterized. Lineage: Eukaryota; Fungi; Ascomycota; Leotiomycetes; Helotiales; Sclerotiniaceae. The coding region runs from base 359 to 631 and encodes 90 amino acids. The transcript has 2 exons. The record is from RefSeq and is a predicted model, not a curated record.